UCUGAUUCGGAUUCUCAGUACUUCUCUGUCAAUGUGAACACUGGGGUUAUAAUGGUCAGCGAGCGCAUAGACCGGGAGCAGCUCUGCGGGCAGAACCCCCGCUGCUUCCUCCACUUGAAACUUGCCAUCGAGAACCCUGUGGAAUUUUACCGCAUUGAGGUGGAGAUCCUGGAUAUCAAUGACAACCCGCCCGAGUUCCCGAGUGCUGAGGUCUCCUUGCGCAUCUACGAGCUGGCGUCACUGGGUGCCCGCUUUCCCAUCCAGCCUGCCCAGGACUCUGAUGUGGGCACCAACACCUUGCAGACCUACCACCUGAGUGCCAACGACAACUUCAACCUCAAUGUGAAGGCACGGACAGAUGGCGGGAAGUUCCCUGAGCUGGUGCUGGAGAGGGCCCUGGACCGGGAGCUAAGAGCUGUCCACCGCCUGGUGCUGACUGCUGAGGAUGGGGGGUCUCCCCCCCGCUCCAGCAAGAUGCACAUCACUAUUCAGGUCCUGGAUGCCAAUGACAACCACCCAGUCUUUGACAAACCAUCAUACGGAGCCCGCUUGGUGGAGAACUCCCCAGUGGGCACUCUCGUCGUGAAGUUAAACGCCACCGAUGUGGAUGAAGGGCCCAAUGGAGACAUCCGUUACUCCCUCAGCAGUCACAACUCAGCUGCCUUGCGCCAGAUGUUUGCUAUUGAUGAGCAAACUGGGGAGAUCCGUGUGCAGGGCAAGCUGGACUUUGAGGAGGCAACGGUGUAUGAAAUAGAGGUGGAGGCCAAGGACAUGGGAUCACCCACAAUGGAGGAACACUGCAGCGUGGUUGUGGAAAUCGUUGAUGUGAAUGACAAUGCCCCUGAGGUCAUUCUUACCUCCUUCUCCAGCUCCCUGAGUGAAGAUGCUCUGCCGGGCACAGUGGUGGCUGUGAUACAUGUCAGAGACAAGGACUCUGGGGAGCAGGGCAAGGUUCAGUGCCACGUGUCUCCAGAUCUUCCCUUCCAAUUGCGUAAAGACUUUGAGCACCAAUACUCACUGCUAACCAGAACCUAUUUGGAUCGGGAACACGUUGCCUUCUACAAUGUCACCAUCUCUGCCUCGGAUAUGGGGAGCCCCCCACUUUCCCAGCAAACCAUCUUGCCAAUUGCCCUUGCUGAUAUCAAUGACAACGCGCCGCAGUUUGAGCAAGCAUCCUACGAAGUGUUGGUGGCAGAAAACAAUCCAGUGGGCAGCGUGCUCAUCAUUGUCUCUGCUGUUGACCCUGACUCAGAGCAGAAUUCACGCCUUUCCUACUCCAUCCUGCGAGUUGGUGGGACAGAUCCAGGUCUGGAUCCAACUCGCUACCUCUCCAUCCAUCCCACAAGUGGACGGGUCUCAGCCAAACUCCCCUUUGACUAUGAGCAAACCACCUAUUUCCAGUUCCAUGUGGAGGUUUCUGAUGGUGGUUCUCCAGCCCUCAGAAACAGGACGCUUGUUCACGUCUUCAUAGCGGACCAGAAUGACAAUGCUCCAAAGGUGCAUUUCCCUAGGAUUGAGGAGGACUCUGCGGCCCAGUUCCGAAUUUCACCCUUCACCUACCCCCCUGCUCUCAUCACCAAAGUGGUGGCAAUGGAUGCUGACUCGGGGCGCAAUGCUUGGCUCUCUUACCACCUUGUGGAAGCCACGGACCCCGGGCUCUUCAGUGUGGCCCUGCGCUCUGGGGAGAUCCGGAUCAUGCGGGCCCUGCAGGAAAAUGAUGCCUCAGCGCAUGAACUGCUUGUGGUGGUCCGGGACAGCGGAGAGCCUCCUCUCUCCACUGCUGUCACGCUGGUGGUGCUGGUGGAGGAGAAGGGUCCAGAGGCCUUGCAGGGCUCUGAGGCUCAGGCCACAGACAGCGGAGGCUUACCCACAAUUACGCUUUAUCUGAUUGUUUCCCUAGUCCUCAUCUCCACUGUCUCUCUGGUGGGACUGGCAGCACUGGUCGUGCGGUAUCUCCGACGGGGUUCUACGCCCCCUGCACGGGGCUGCUGUGUGGAGAGCGUGGACACGCUGCGCCCUCCCUCCGGCCCCAUAUUCGGGCACUCGCGUUACCAGCCCAAGCAAGGGGACACGGUGAUGGGCGUCCAGGUGAUGGCCACGGCACCCCCCGCCCCGCGCUACCGCUCCUGCUUUUCGCCGGUCUCAGACAUCAGCGAAUUCAUGUUUGUGAAACCUUCCGUGGGUCCGGCCGGUGCAAACCUGCUGGAGCACAUGUCCCUGGCGGCGGGGGUGCGCCUCCUCGACAGCAGGCUGGACCGGGAGGCUCUGUGCGGCCAGAGCCCCACGUGCUCCCUGCACCUCCAGCUCGUCAUGGAGAAUCCCCUCCAGCUCCACCGGGUCGAGGUGGACAUCCUCGAUGUGAACGACAACGCGCCGCAGUUCCCCAAGCAGGAAGUGGCUUUGGAGAUUACCGAAGUAGCCAACCCCGGGACUCGGCUACCCCUGGAGGUAGCGGAAGACCCAGAUAUGGGCUCUAACUCUAUUGCCACCUAUGAGCUCAGCCCCAGUGCGUAUUUUGCCCUGAGUAUCAACGUGAGAGGAGAUGGUGUUAAAAUGCCUGAGAUUGUCCUCGAGAAAGCACUGGAUAGAGAGAAAGCGGCUGUCCAUCAUUUAACCCUGACAGCCCUGGAUGGAGGGAAUCCAGUGAAAUCUGGCACUGCCAAGAUCGCCAUCCAUGUCCUGGAUGCAAAUGACAACCCACCUGUAUGUGACCCACCCAUAUCCAAAGUGCAUCUGGAGGAGAACGUGCCAGUGGGCACUCUGGUCACCAAGCUGAAUGUUACCGAUUUGGAUGAAGGCCCCAAUGGAGAAGUGGAGUAUUCUUUCAAAACAAGCAAUAAUGCACCUGGGAAGUUCACCAGGUUGUUUGACUUAGAUCCUCUGACAGGGGAGAUCAGAACCAAAGCCCCACUGGACUAUGAGGAAUCCAGCGCUUAUGAGAUUGCAGUUCGAGCCAGAGACAAGGGAUCGCCGGCCAUGGAGGGACACUGUCACCUGCGAGUGGAAUUAAUUGAUAUCAAUGAUAACAGUCCAGAGAUUGUGCUGACCUCUCUCUCUAGCCCAGUGCAGGAGGAUGCAAUCCCAGGAACUGUGAUUGCCCUCAUUGGUGUGAAAGACAGCGAUUCUGGUGACAACGGUCAGGUCCGCCUGCAGAUAGCGAAAGACCUCCCCUUUAAACUUGUGUCAUCUUUCAAAGAGCACUUCUCCCUGGUCACAGAUGGUCCCCUUGAUCGGGAAAAGGCCAGUGAAUACAACAUCACUGUAAGGGCUACGGAUUCAGGGUCCCCACAGAGGUCUGCGCAAAAAACAAUUUUCCUCCAAAUUGCUGAUGUGAAUGAUAAUGCACCAAACUUCUCCAGCCCUUCCUACACAGCUCACAUUCAAGAAAACUCUCUCCCUGGGACCUUUGUCUUUUCAGUGUCAGCAUCUGACCCUGAUGAGGGAAGCAAUGCCAAGUUGUCUUAUUCCAUGCUGGACAAUGGGAUGCAAGAUUUACCUAUCUCAACUUAUUUCCAAAUAGACCAGGAUAAUGGCACCAUCUACACCAUCCAGGCUUUGGAUUACGAGCAGGACAAGGUGUUCCAGGUGCCUGUGGAGGUGAAGGAUGCUGGGUCUCCCGCUCUGAGCAGCACUGCUGUGGUCCAUGUGUUUGUCAUGGACCAGAAUGACAAUGCCCCCACCAUUGUCUACCCAUCUGUUCCCAAGGGCUCUGCCUUCCACCAAGCCAUCCCAGCCUCGGCAGAACCUGGCUAUUUGGUUAGCAAAAUUGUAGCUGUGGAUGCUGAUAGUGGCCAUAAUGCCUGGCUGUCCUACCAGCUGGAGGAAACUGCUGAAACUUUGCCUUUCCGCGUAGAGCACCGCUCCGGAGAGAUAAGGGUCGCACGGACCCUCCGGGAGUCAGAGGCUCCCUAUAGGCUGGUGGUUGAAGUGAGGGACAAUGGGACACCGUCCAUCUCGGCCUCUGUGGCAAUAGUCAUCUCUCUGGAGGAGAACAUGCAGGAUUUUGCCAAGUCUAUGGACCUCCCCAAAUCUUCUCCCAAGGAUCCCAACAUAACUCUUUACCUGAUCAUCUCCCUUGUGUCUAUUUCCUUAGUGUCUUGUGUGACAUUUGGCAUCAUGGGUGCCAGGUGUCUCAGAGCUGGCUCUGGCUCCAGCUGGACCCUCAUGGGCUGCUGCCGAGGGACAGGCCGCAAGCCCACCUCCCAUUUCCGCGGGCAGCUGAAGCCGGACGGCUUCAUCAAGUACCUGGACGUGGGAGGCGCGGGCCUGACGUCCCAGGCACAGCAGUACACCUCUUGCUUCUCUCCCAUGUCCGAUCAAAGCGAUUUCCUCUUUGUAAAACCUUUCAGCCAUUCUAGUACCGCCGAAAGCAUGGCUGCCUAUGAACAGGCGACCAGCACCUUAGCGAGUCCCUGUGAUGGGCAAGCUCAGCCUAACACAGACUGGCGCUUCUCUCAGACUCAGAGACCUGGAACCAGUGGCUCCCAGAAUGGAGAGGAAGGUGGAGCUUGGCCGAACAACCAGUUUGACACGGAAAUGCUUCAAGCCAUGAUCCUGGCUUCAGCGAACGAAGCUGCUGAUGGGAACGCGACUCUGGGCGCAGGAACAGGCACCAUGGGCCUGAGCGCCAGGUACGGCCCCCAGUUCACCCUGCAGCACGUCCCCGACUACCGGCAGAACGUGUACAUCCCGGGCAGCACCGCCACGCUCAGCAACGCCGCGGGCAAGCGCGACGCCAAGAACGCGGCCUCUUCCGGCGGCAACAAGAAGAAGUCGAACAAGAAGGAGAAGAAGUAGGGUUGACAGGAGACCAUCUGCAGCUUAGAUCUACAGGGCAGACCUCUCCAGCACUCCCCCAAAUUGCAGCCUAGGACGGAGGACGAAUGUGAAUCUUGCGACGCUAAAGUAGGAAAAGCAACGAAUGUAUCUCAUCAUCAGAGCUAGGAGUAGGGUCUCGCUACUGUUAGAUCUCAUGAUGAAACUCAAUGUGGAAACAAAACCUAA
Molecule: messenger RNA, 5004 nt
Organism: Tinamus guttatus (white-throated tinamou)
Lineage: Eukaryota; Metazoa; Chordata; Aves; Tinamiformes; Tinamidae
Product: protocadherin gamma-B4-like
Biological process (GO): homophilic cell-cell adhesion
Cellular component (GO): plasma membrane
Molecular function (GO): calcium ion binding
Source: RefSeq, a predicted model, not a curated record